Dibothriocephalus latus is the source of this 933-nucleotide messenger RNA. The record is from the annotation of a GenBank genome assembly. NCBI's taxonomy places the organism in Eukaryota, Metazoa, Platyhelminthes, Cestoda, Diphyllobothriidea, Diphyllobothriidae.
AUGAUCGCAAACGUUGGUCCAGCAUCCUACAACUAUGAGGAAACAAUAAACACCCUGAGGUAUGCGAGUCGGGCCAAGAACAUUAAGAACACACCGAAAAUUAAUGAGGAUCCCAAGGAUGCCCUGCUGCGAGAGUAUCAGGGUGAAAUUGAAAGGCUGAAAGAAUUGCUUCGUUCGAAGCCACAGGCGGUUCAACCAGAACCAACAGAUGAAGAAAUACCGGAAGAGAACGCAGACGGCGACAGUGCAGCAAGAGAAACCUACCUCCGAGAGCAACGGGAAAAACUUUCUGCCGAAAAGGAACGAAUAUUAAGCAACACAACCAUGGUUGCAGAAGAGAAAACCCGACUGCUGGAAGAUUUAAAGGCAAAAGAAGCAGUUAUCAAGGACGAACAAGCCCAGACCAAGAAGUUGGAGGAGAAGUUGCGUAGUCUGGAGUCGAAGUUGUUGUGCGGCGAUCGGUCCAUCGUUGAACAUACCAAGGAGCAGGAGGCCGCUCUCGAGGCCCACCGGAAGAAGUUGGCUACCCAACAAAAGCACGAACGUGCGAUCAGAGCCAAAAUGGAGGCUGAGAGUGAUAAUCUGGCAAACCUGCAGGAGACAUUUACUUCUCUGCGCCAAGAAGUGGAUGUGUACACGGCAAAAUUGAAAAAGACGUUUGAAAAACUACAGGUCUUGAAACAAGAGAUGGCAGAUGUGCAGGAGGACAGUAUACACCAGCGUCAGGAGCAUGAAAGAAUUGUGGACCAGAUUACGCAAGAACUGAAACUGCGUUACCUCAUCUUGGAGAAUUUCGUUCCACCAGAUGUGCGUCGGAGUUUGGAGAAGCGUGCAACUUUUGACGAGGAAGAAGAAUGCUGGCGACUGUUGCCCGCACUAUCAACCUCGGAGAAUGCGGCCGCUGAUGGCAGUGACACACCGUCAAGUCGGUAG